Molecule: messenger RNA, 1061 nt
Organism: Dimorphilus gyrociliatus
Lineage: Eukaryota; Metazoa; Annelida; Polychaeta; Dinophilidae
Source: the annotation of a GenBank genome assembly
AGUUGCUUAAUAAUAACCAUUACGUAUUAUGUUUCUUUAUAACCAUGGUUUAUUGUUUACUAGUUAAUUUGAUGCAGUGAAAAUUUUUGCAAAUGAAUUCUAAUUUCAAUAUGUCAAAAAUCUUUUUAUUUCCUCUAAAUUCGAGACGAACCAAUCGAUCAAGUGGUUCUAUAGACAAACAAAAUCCAAUUUUGGCAAAUUAUUACAGCUAUCCGCCAGCAUUUGAUACAGAUAGACAGAAUCUGCCUUUGUCUUUUGACAGACCACAAACUUCUCAUUCCCUUAUGAACUCUCACUAUGACAGGAAUAUUAAGGAGAAAAUCGAUAUGUGUGACGAAACUCCUGAAAACUGGUCUUGUUUUUAUGGUCCUUUGAAUGAUAUAUUUGAGACUAAACCUAAAGUUGUCUUCUUGAAAAACAAAGAAGGAUAUCUAUUCAAUGAAAUGGAAAAAUUCUUCUUAAAAGCUUGGAAAGAUCUAAGUAAGGAAUCAGAUGCAAAUAUAACAGUUAGAGAGAUAACUAGGAUAGAAAAUCCGCAAAUCUUUUCAAAUUAUACAACAGAACGUAAAAACCUGCUAAAACGUUCGACAAAAGAGAAAAUAAAACUUCGGGAAACUGCCGUCGAUUUGAUGGUUCCUAGUACUCUUCGACAAUAUUUAAGGCUGGAAAUUAAUGAAAAGUAUUUAUUUCAUGGUACAUCUCGUAAUAAAGCUCUUAUAAUUACAAAUAAAGGAUUUGAUAAUCGAGUCGCAAGUUCUGGUUGGUUUGGAAAAGGUAUUUAUCACGCCCAUAGUCCAAAAUUCUCCCAUCACUACACCGGUUCAGAAAAUCCUCGGUAUAUGUUUCUAUCGAGAGUUCUUCUAGGAGUUGCUUAUGAUUCCACGUCACACGCAGGAAAAUCUUUUACAACGCCUCCUUGCAAGACCUGCAAGAACACUUCAUGCGAAAAUGUGGAUCAUAAAAAGACCUUUGAUAGUAUAAUUGGGAAUGGAUCGGAGUAUGUCGUGUACAACGGUCUCCAAUGUUAUCCGGAGUAUUUAUUCAGUUACGAUUACAAUUAA